AUGACUAGAAUCAGAAAAAAGAAGAUCAUAUCCAAAUUGAUUGAGAAUAAGACUCGAAGAAAGGCGUGCUAUAAGAGAAGAUUGAAAGGGUUGUUCACCAAAAUAGAGCAUAUGACAAUCUUAUGUGGCAUUGAGGCAUGUGCGAUUGUGUUUGGUCCAAGUGAUACAAAACCAUCAAUAUGGCCAUCUCCUACGGUGGCUGAAGAGCUAAUAACCAAGUUUGAGUCACUGUCAUUGGAUGUACAAUCGAAAAAUAAGACUGAUCAAUUGACUUUUUUGAAGGAUAAGGGCAAAAAACUUGAAGCAAGCCUUGAAAAGAUCAACAAAGAAAAUGAAGAGACUUUAAUGGGAGCUUAUAUGCAUCAAAUUGAAAACGAAGGUAAGUCUUUAGAUGAUUUUGAUCAUGAUGUGCAGAAUCGCUUGAUUGCUUUUACUCUUGAAAAAAUUAAGAUCACUAGAAAGAUAACUAGGCAUUUAGAAAAGGAGAUCUUGCCUCUUAAUAAUCCUCCUCCACCGUUGGCACCAAUAUCUUUUACUUUAGACAAUGGUGAUGGGGUGGAUUAUGGGGUUAACAUGUAUGGACAUGUUUUGAACCAACAACCCUUGUCAGAUUUGGUCGAGAAAGUUGAUCAAAUGAGUAGUGGUUUCAAUAACAACCCUGGAAGUAGCAUGGGGAUACCUCCACUUGCAGAUCUUAGUGGUGGUGCUUGUGAUAAAUUGGCUAAUCAAGCUGAUUUUGUUGGUUUUGAUAACGGAAUGGGGAUAUCAUCACCUGAAUAUUCUAGUAGUGGUUUUGAUACAACAUUUUUUCAAGACGAUUUUGAAGAUUUCGAUAGUAUCAUGAAGAUACCAUCACAUGAAAAUCAUAGUGGUAAUGUUCAUGAUAUGUUUCUUCCUCGAGGAAAUUUGGGGCAUUUUAUUAACAAUAUAGGUACCAACAUUGGGAAACAAUCACAUGAAAAUCCUAGUGGUGGUGUAGGUAUGUUGCCUCCUCAAGGAUAUUUUGGAGGUCAAAGCAACUUUCAAGGUUUUGAUGACAUUACAGGUAGCACUUCAGGGAUACUACCACAUGCAAAUCUGAAUGGGAAUGUUGAUUCGUUGCCUCCUCAAGAAAAUUUUGAAGGGGAAGAAAACUUUGGAGGUUUUGACAACACAGGUAGCGGCAUGUGGAUACCACAUUCAAAUUCGAGUGGUGGUGAUGCAUUGCUUCCUCAAGAAAAUUUUGGAGGUCAAUUUAACUUUGAAGAUUUUGAUAACAACACAUGUAGCAACAUGUUGAUACCACCACAUACAAAUCCUGAUGUUGGUGAUGUUGAUGUGUUGUCUCAUCGAGGAAAUUUCGGAGUUCAAGAAAACUUUGGAGGUUUUGAUGAUAAUACAUGUAGCAACAUGUGGAAACCUCCACAUGAAAAUCCAAGCAACAGUGGUGUUGAUAUGAUGACUCUUCAUCAAAACAACUUUGGUGGCAAUAUUAAUGGAGAUGGGAUGUGGAGUUUCAAUGCAAACAUUGUUGACAAUAAUUACGGGAGCAACUUCAACCCUGGAUUUCCUUCCGAAUAA
Molecule: messenger RNA, 1560 nt
Organism: Medicago truncatula (barrel medic)
Lineage: Eukaryota; Viridiplantae; Streptophyta; Magnoliopsida; Fabales; Fabaceae
Exons: 1
Coding region: 1-1560 (519 amino acids)
Biological process (GO): positive regulation of transcription by RNA polymerase II
Molecular function (GO): protein dimerization activity; RNA polymerase II cis-regulatory region sequence-specific DNA binding; DNA-binding transcription factor activity, RNA polymerase II-specific
Source: RefSeq, a predicted model, not a curated record